AUGUCGACGGCUCCAUCAUCACGUCCAUUGUUCCAAGUCCAGAGUGAAAACAUGGGACCUCCAGGAAAAGCAAUUGCUCGACAACGACCAGACAAUACCAACCGACCAGUUCUAGGCGACUUGACGCCAAAUGCCAAACUCGACAAGCACCACCAACAACAACAGCAAAGAGGCGGCAGUCCACUCAAGCGACAAGCGAAUGUCUUCGACGAUGGAAAAGGCUUCAGCUACAUCAAGCGCCGCCGUCUCUCACACAACAAUGCCCUGUCGCGCCGCAUCACGCCGCAACCAAACCAGGAGCAGCAGAAAGGCCUCUCUCCCACCGACCACGAUUCGCACGACGACGCCGACAGCGGUCGCUCAUCCCAAAACUCCAACGCUACCCGUGGCUCCUUCUCGUCUCUGAUCAACUAUGACCCCUCGUCACAACAGCACAUCUCGCAACAACACCAACACCACCAAGCCACCUCGUCGUCAGCCUCCAUGUCCAUCCGAACCGCUGCCCAGACUCUACGGUUACGUCUACGCAUCGCCAUCUACAAGGUCCGCACCAACCAGAUCAACGUGCCCUUUUCGCGUCUGCAGAUCAUGGCCAAGCAUCCCACACGACAACAACCACCCCAACCACAAGCCCCUCCCUCUCCCGACGCCCUGCCCAUGGCUCCCCCACCACUACGUCCCUACAACGACAAACACACACAUGGUGCCGAAUCCCAGCCUCAAGCCCAACAAGCCCUCUUCUCCACACCGAACAUCUUUUCGAACCGCUUUAUGCCGUUCAACGCUCCUNCGAGCUCGCCGCCACUGGCACACGACCCCCGCNCGCGUAUUGCAAGAGAGGCACAGGCGCGUAUGGCUGCCGCUGCUACCGCGGAUAGGGAUAGUCUGGACUCCGAGGCUACCGAGUUGGCUGAUGAUCACGAUGAACAUCCUGUCGCUGAGAGCCCGCUGGACAGGUCUAGAAGGCAUCAUAUGCUACCGCAAACUUGA
Aureobasidium vineae is the source of this 990-nucleotide messenger RNA. The record is from the annotation of a GenBank genome assembly. Lineage: Eukaryota; Fungi; Ascomycota; Dothideomycetes; Dothideales; Saccotheciaceae.